Messenger RNA from Colletotrichum siamense, 432 nucleotides. RefSeq lists its product as uncharacterized. The record is from RefSeq and is a predicted model, not a curated record. The transcript has a single exon. Lineage: Eukaryota; Fungi; Ascomycota; Sordariomycetes; Glomerellales; Glomerellaceae. Bases 1 to 432 code for a protein of 143 amino acids.
AUGCCCGGCUGGGUCUUGGGCCACGAGGAACUUGCCACGUCGACAGAAGCUAUUCUGGCAGGCUCCAACAAUGCCUUGCUUUACUUCUUAGUAGGCGGCACGCGCGACUACCCCAUUAACACGGGUUACAUCUCGGUUGGUGAUCUAGCAGACGCGCAUGUCAUUGCGUUGUCCCCGUCUGUUUCGGGCGGCCAGUCUGUCAUCCUCUCUCAACAUCUCGAUUUCGAACAGGCAAGGGAAAUCGCGAAGAAGGCGUUCCCCGAGGCGUUUGAAAAGGGCAUUCUCAGUGACAGCGGCGUGCAGCCAACUGUGAGCAUUCCGACGGAUGCCUCCGACGGCGAGAAGCUACUCGGACGCAGGUUUGCAACUGCUGAGGAGGUAGUAAAGGAAGUUGCGGCGCAGUAUGUGAAGCUCGCUGAGCAAAGAAGCUGA